UCUAUCGUUUGCUAUAAUAAUUCUGGGAAAAUUUAUUUUCAUCUCGUUCAAGGCCGCAAAUCAGGAUCUGAUUGGAUCUGUUGAUUGUUGCUGCACACUUAUUUGUAGUGUCAUUACAAUUUUUGAGUUCUGCGUGAACACAAGUGUUUUUGUAAGUAUGUCCGGACCAUUUCUAUCUCCGUUGCCAGGUGAUUUACUUUUGACCGAAUACAUGUUGGGACGACGACGUCAACGUCGUAAUCGAACCACGUUUACACCCCAACAACUACAAGAGCUCGAAAAUCUUUUUAAAAAAACUCAUUACCCGGACGUUUUUCUAAGAGAAGAAGUCGCGCUCCGCAUUUCAUUGAGUGAAGCACGAGUUCAGGUGUGGUUCCAAAAUCGUCGAGCUAAAUGGCGCAAGCAGGCGAGGCUAAGCCUUCUGCAGGAUGCAUGGCGCCUAAGGUGUCAACUCAAUAUAACAAAUACAUCUUCAAUGAUAACAAAUGAACAUCAACGACAAUCACCUAAACCAGAUACACCAUCACCGUCGUCUCCACUUCCAUUAAUUGCUCAGAAUUUAUCAAAUUCGCCAAUAUCAAAGAUCAAUGACAUAAAAACAUUGAAUGAUGCAUCUGAAGAAUAUAAUCAAAGUCAAAACAAAAGUGAAAAUUUUACUUUGAUGCAUCCAGCCUUCCAAAAUGUGUUGCAUAAUAAACGGAAAUACUACGGUGCAAUUGACGCUGCGGCAAUAUAUAAUAAAAAUUGUUCCGAUCGUGAUGCAGGUAAUUGCAAUGCAUUAUUGGCAAAAAUGGACACCAAUUCUCACGUGAUUGAUGGGCGAAAAAUUGAUCGCAUGCGAAAUAUUAAAAAUGAUUUUUCCAAUGAUGAAAUAAGUCAGGAUUCAUCUGAUUCCGAGGAAAUUGAUUUAACUUCAAACAGUUGCAUUGAUUUUUCCAAUAACAAUAACAACGACAUAGUUAAUGGGAAAAGUGAAAAAUGUGGUAUCAACACUUUUUAAAAUCAUGAGUGUUUUCAAUUGAUAUAAACUACAAAG
This is a messenger RNA of Contarinia nasturtii (swede midge), 1036 nucleotides long. Its product is annotated as homeobox protein aristaless-like 4. NCBI's taxonomy places the organism in Eukaryota, Metazoa, Arthropoda, Insecta, Diptera, Cecidomyiidae. The transcript has 2 exons. Gene Ontology annotation, biological process: regulation of transcription by RNA polymerase II. The coding region runs from base 158 to 1000 and encodes 280 amino acids. The record is from RefSeq and is a predicted model, not a curated record. Gene Ontology annotation, molecular function: RNA polymerase II transcription regulatory region sequence-specific DNA binding; DNA-binding transcription factor activity, RNA polymerase II-specific.